Helianthus annuus (common sunflower) is the source of this 1665-nucleotide messenger RNA. RefSeq names its product syntaxin-43. Gene Ontology annotation, biological process: intracellular protein transport; vesicle fusion; vesicle-mediated transport. The transcript is spliced from 8 exons. Gene Ontology annotation, cellular component: endomembrane system; SNARE complex; membrane. Bases 284 to 1219 code for a protein of 311 amino acids. The record is from RefSeq and is a predicted model, not a curated record. Lineage: Eukaryota; Viridiplantae; Streptophyta; Magnoliopsida; Asterales; Asteraceae. Gene Ontology annotation, molecular function: SNAP receptor activity; SNARE binding.
AACUUCUAUUUGUUUAGUGGGAAGUUACAUUCAAGGGUUUCAAUUUUCAUCACGACUCAUUCAGAUCGAUCUCCAGAUUUGUUCAUCGAUCGUACAACAACAAUCUUCAAUUGUUUCAAUUCAACCUCUGCACAAAAGCAAUCGGAGCGUGUUAACGAGUCUAUCGAUCCUCGUAGAUCUCCUCCAAUCAACCUAAUUCAAACUCAAACCGCUACAAAUCCAGAUCCGUUUGCAUCACUGUUUACUGUUAACCGAUCGGUUUCUAGUUGUCCUUGAUCGUUCAAUGGCAACGAGAAACAGAACGGUCUUGUUUAGGAAGUAUAGAGAUGCGUUGAAGAGCGUUAGGGCUCCGUCGAGUGUAGGUUCUUCUAGCUCCGGUGGUGGUGGUGGUCCGGUGAUCGAGUUAGCAACUGUCGGUUUGGUUAAGCAGAAUCGUGAUUAUGCGCCUCUUAGUACGGAGGAUCCAGGGACUUCAUUUGGAGGGGCGUUUACCGUGGGUCUUCCUCCCGCUUGGGUUGACGUAUCUGACGAAAUAACAGGAAAUGUGCAGCGUGCGAGAUCCAAAAUGGCCGAGCUUGCAAAGGCUCAUGCCAAGGCUUUGAUGCCCUCUUUUGGGGAUGGUAGAGAAGAUCAACACCGGAUUGAAGCUCUAACCCACGAGAUAACUGAUCUUCUUAGAAAAUCUGAAAAGAGAUUAAAGAAAUUAUCUGCUGGUGGGACUUCUGAGGAUUCAAAUAUUAGGAAAAAUGUUCAGCGGUCUCUUGCGACUGAUCUUCAGAGCCUUUCAGUGGAACUCAGGAAGAAGCAAUCAACUUAUUUGAAGCGCCUUCAGCAGCAGAAAGAGGGUCCAGAUGGGGUUGAUCUAGAAAUGAAUCUAAAUGGAAAACAAUCUAGAACCGAUGAUGACGGAUUUGAUGAUUUGGGUUUCAAUGAACAUCAGAUGGCUAAAUUGAAGAAAAGUGAGGCUUUCACAGUGGAAAGGGAGAAAGAGAUUCAACAGGUUGUGGAAUCAGUAAACGAGCUUGCACAAAUCAUGAAGGAUCUUUCCGUCCUUGUGAUUGACCAGGGAACCAUUGUUGAUAGAAUAGACCACAAUAUUCAAAAUGUUGCAGCAUCUGUGGAUGAAGGCCUCAAACAGCUACAAAAGGUUGUCCUUAACUCUUUUAAGCUAUUUCAACCCUUUUACUUUUUUGGGCCGGGUCAAACUGUAUUUUUGUAGAUUGUUUUAUUAAAUAACUUAGAAAAUUAUCAUGGUAUUAUAAUGCCUUUGUAAUUUAUAUUUAACACGUUAAUUAUCAGAAGAAUUUUAUAUAUACAUCUACAAACUUCCUAAACAUCAUGUAUACCCAUGCAAAAUAUACCCCCUUAUUUAAUUGUUAAAAUAUCAAAGUUGCACAUUUUAAUUUAUUUCAUUGAAACAAUUUAGAAUAUGACCAUUCUACCCUUAUUUUUCACAAAAUUUUAUAGUUGCUUUUUUUUACUUAGUUUUUUUGUAAUUUCCAGCUGUUUCUAGGGACUGCAUUUCUUUUUACUUUUAUUUGUACAAAGUUGAUAAAAACAGUCCCGACCUGAUUGUUCCCUAAUAGUUUUUGGGUCAACCAGGACUGUAUUUUGACCCAACCCGACCUGACCUAUAUGUCUGCUGCACAUAUACUUUAAUGAAAC